CACUAUGAGUUCGCGAUGCAAAAUUUCUUGUUUACAAGAAGCCAAACGAGUGGCUAUUUUUGGAGGCACACAUGGAAAUGAGAUGUCUGGCAUAAUGCUGGUAAACAUGUGGAUAAAUAAUGCAGCCGAGAUAGAGAGAAAUGGAUUGGUGACAAAGCCGUUUAUAAGCAAUCCCAGGGCAGUGGAAAAAUGUACCAGAUACAUCGACACGGAUCUGAACAGAGCCUUCACGCCAGAGAAUCUCAGUGCUCCUGAUGUAGAAGGGCUGCAAUAUGAAGUCCAGAGGGCCAAGGAAAUCAGUCAGAUGUUUGGGCCCAAAGGAAGCCCAGGUGCAUAUGAUGUCAUCUUUGACCUUCACAAUACUACCUCAAACAUGGGCUCCACCCUCAUUCUGGAAAGCUCAACAGAUUUAUUCAACCUUCAGAUGGUGAAUUACAUCAGAAAAGCUAUGGCUCCCCACACUUGUCCAGUACUGUUAAACGAAAACCCACAACUGAAGUAUUCAACCACACGUUCUGUGGCGAAACACCCAAUUGGUCUUGAGGUGGGCCCACAGCCACAGGGAGUUUUGAGGAGUAAUGUGUUUGAGUCCAUGAGGACAAUACUGAAGCAUGCACUUGACUUUCUUGAGAUCUUCAAUAGUGGUGUUGAGUUUCCUUCAUGUACAGUGGAGGUGUUCAAAGCUCAUGAGAGAAUGGACUACCCCAGAGACACCAAUGGCAACAUCACAGCUAUGGUGCAUCCUCAUCUACAGGACUGUGACUGGGAGCCUUUGAACCGGGGUGACCCUAUGUUCCUAACUUUUGAUGGGAAAACAAUCCUUUAUGAAGGUGCCAGCACUGUGUACCCCACAUUUAUUAAUGAGGCUGCCUAUUACGAGAAACGGCAGGCGUUCAUGACCACCUGUAGGGAAAUACUAGCUGCUAAUGCUAUCAGGAAAACAGUCAAGGAACAAAGUUAAUUACACACAUUUCUCUUUUAAAAUGUCAUAUGACUCCCACAAAGUACUAUCAAAUAAAAAUUCUUGUUUUUCACUUGUAUUGUGAAUGCAACAUAUGAAAACAUGACAAUUUCCUCAUUUAAAGACGAUUUGUUUUUAAGAUUUAUAUUUUCAAAUUUAUUUUUAAAUAACAACAAACAGAUUUGUUGUUUUGUACUGAAAUAUGUUGGAUAAUAUCAAAACAUGCUACAUUACAUGUAAUGAAGAAUUUUGUAAUUCUUCAUUUAAUGAAAAACGUACAUCUCAGGAACAGUCUUUACUGCCCUCUAGCCUGUGAUUCAACACACUGUUGACUCAAAUACUGAUCUGAAAAACGCCUUAAAAACAAAGGAACCUCUCAGCACUGUUAAUAUGUCAUACGUCACAAAAAAUGACUCAUCUGUCUGAACUCCCUGAAUUUUGUGCUGUUUGUAGGACCUGAUUUUAUCCUCAUUUCAGUGGCACAACUCAUAUUUGCCUUAAUAGAUAAGUGUGAAAAUGACAUUAACAUCCAGUAGGAUAAUACAGGAAUACACAGUAAGCAUUGCUUAAAAAAUGUUGAUCAAUAGACGUGUUUAUACUGAAUUACAUGCUGCCGAAUUUAUAGAUUGCUGUAUCUAUUUUAUAAAAGCUCAGCAGGCACUGAAAGAAUUUGUCUGACAGAAUUAUGAUCUUAUUUGUGAGAAAAUGUAUGACGUUUCCACAUUUUGUAUUGUGAUGUAUUUGACUUGUGUAAACUGUUGAAAGGCCAAUUAGAGUGUAUUAUAUUUUGUAAGUGUGAUUUUUAACAAAAUAACACCUUUAUCUAUGCAAUAUUUUAUUCAUUUAUGUGGUCAGACAUUCUUAAUUUAUUUUAAAUUGAAUUCAAGAAGUGUCUAGAUUAUUUUUCAAAUAAAUGUAACAAAUGAUUCUAGCCAGAUGUCAAAACACUGUGUUUGUUAUGUGACGUUCUGAAGGUCCAAUUGGUGUUGAGUAUUGACUGAUAAAGUUCAGUGUUGUCAUAAUGUGGAAAAUAAUGUAUCCUAAUGGAAUGAAAUAAGCAUUGCCACAAUGUGUUUGUAUUACAUCAAGUCCUUAUAGUCUUUAUUUGACUUUCAUUCAUAUAAAACCAGGAUAUAUCUCUAUUAUGACUCUUUAGAAAAUAUAAUAAUAAAAAUGUUUAUCUUUAUUAAAUCUACUUGGCACUUUUUAUUUAAACAGAUCCUGUACUGUAUGUACUGGAUCAAAUGGAUCUUAGAUGCUCAGUGUUUUUGUUUUACAUACUGAACACUGGAGGGCAACACCUUAACAUUGAUUAAACAUGUAAAAAAUACUAACUACCUAUCCUGCCUUUGCCAAGUGGAAACAUCAUAUAAAAAGCACUUCCAGUUCCACCCGAUCCCUAAAUUGGUCUUCUUUCUCAGCCACAUUGGCUUACAUGAGGAAAACAGCAUAAGAAAUGUUUUCAUCAGAGAUCAAAUUAAAAUGACAAUUUCAAGCACGAUUUUACCUUCACACUAAGCUAGGAAUAAUUGGGCAUCUUGGGCUGAUUGGGCAUCUAAAUCUUUGUGAAAUCACUCUCAACCUAUGUAGGCUGAAGUUACAAGUGACUCAUAGGACAUAGAAAUGUAUGAAAAUGAUGUGCAUCAUGCAUUCACAUGUAUUUUCACUAAUUAGUUUAUCUAUUGGAAAGUGGUUUUCAUAUGCAAAUCACCAUGGUAACUGAACAAGUUUAUGCAUUAAACACUUGUUGCUGAUUGCCAGGAGUUGAAUAAGCUUUUAGUCAAAUGACCUCGAAGUUCUUGGGCUGAGUCCAAGAUGUAACUACAAAGAAUUAAAAAAGCCACCAGACUUCUCUCUAUGCCGAAUGAAAGCUAAUGUGCUGACCCUCCACUGCAUAAUGGUCUGAGCUACUGAAACAAUAUUCUUACAAUUAUUCUCAGCAAAAAAUAGGCUACACAUGAACUGCUAUACAACAAUAUUCUAAUGUCUAUUUAUUGUAAUGUAAAUGGUGUAUAUUGUGUUAAUUAUGUGUCUUGACUUCACUGAAAGUCUUUCUCUCUUUGGCUGCUAUUCAAGGCUAGUUAAAUGCAUUAACACAUAUCAA
Messenger RNA from Xyrauchen texanus (razorback sucker), 3065 nucleotides. It is a transcript of the gene aspa, whose product is annotated as aspartoacylase. Bases 5 to 961 code for a protein of 318 amino acids. NCBI's taxonomy places the organism in Eukaryota, Metazoa, Chordata, Actinopteri, Cypriniformes, Catostomidae. The transcript has 6 exons. Gene Ontology annotation, molecular function: hydrolase activity, acting on ester bonds; hydrolase activity, acting on carbon-nitrogen (but not peptide) bonds, in linear amides. The record is from RefSeq and is a predicted model, not a curated record.